AUGGUAGGUAAUGUUACCGGUCAGCUGGCGUAUGUGGAUAACGUCAAACUUACUGCUAUACCAUUCAAAGUUCGCACAAAAAACGUCUUCUACAAUGGCAACGUAGCGAUAAAGGGUAUAUCAGUGGUUGAAAUGACGUCAACUAAAGCCAGAGCAUCAGUGACGUCUGGAGGCGUGGGUUUCACAUCCACCAAUAUAAAGCUGAAGAGCGAAAGAGGCGAUGGACUCAACUACCAAAUACAGAUUUUUGUU
This is a messenger RNA of Brenthis ino (lesser marbled fritillary), 252 nucleotides long. The record is from the annotation of a GenBank genome assembly. NCBI's taxonomy places the organism in Eukaryota, Metazoa, Arthropoda, Insecta, Lepidoptera, Nymphalidae.